AUGAGUCAAUUCGCAAACCACUCUCCCAUCGAGGCGGAUGCAGAGAAGUCUGGCUCAUCUAAUACAAGCAACAACAACACGGGCCGUGCCUUCGAUAGUGGUACAGACUUCAGCGAGGAGGUUCUUGUACUACAGGGCGCUGAUCCCGCCAUGGACAAGAAGAUGCAUUUGGUCAACAAUACUUUAGAUGAAAUAGGUUGGACGACCUACCAUUGGAAACUGUUCUUCCUCAGUGGCUUCGGGUAUGCGGUAGAUGCGCUGCAACUGAGUCUGCAGGGUAUUAUCUCUGUCCAAGCUGUGAUUGAAUUCCAGCCCUCGUACGCCAAAGGUCUUACCAUCGCCCUAUACAUGGGCAUGCUCGUUGGUGCUCUAUUCUGGGGAUUUACCGCCGACAUCAUCGGCCGGAGGAUUGCGUUCAAUAUCUCUCUCUUCAUAUGUUCCGUCUUUACCAUAGUGGCUGGCGCCUCUCCUUCUUGGGAGUCGCUCGGCUUCUUCAUCGCUCUCGCCGCCUUCGGUGCCGGCGGCAACUUGAUCCUCGACACGACAGUCUUCAUGGAAUACUUGCCUUCGAAUAAGCAGUGGCUUGUUAGCUUGCUCGCUGCUUGGUUUGGAGUCGGGUGCACUAUUGCCGGAUUGGUCGCAUGGGGUUUUAUGCCGAACUUCUCUUGCGCAGAUGCAAGCAACUGCACUAGGGCUAACAACAGCGGCUGGCGAUACCUCAUGUAUACCAUCGGCGCAUUCAUUUUCGUCCUCAGUGUUCUUCGGGUGACGAUUAUCCGGCUCCGCGAGACGCCAAAGUUCCUCCUCGGACAGGGCAAAGACGCCGAAGUCGUCCACAUCUUCAAGGAACUAGCCGAUCAAUAUAAUAGGCCCUGUUCCCUGACCGUCGAGCAGCUUGAAGAAUGUGGUGUCGUCUCUUCCGCCCAUUCGCCCAAUCGAUUCUCCAUCGGCGAGUUUCUCAUCCACUUCCGCGCCUUGUUCCUCACCAAGAAGGUUGCAGCGACCACUAUCCUUCUUUGGCUCUCCUGGUCAAUCAUCGGCCUUGCGUAUCCGUUGUUCGUUGUCUUCUUGCCAUACUACUUGGCCAGCCGAGGCGUUCAAUUCGGCGUUAUCAGUACCUAUCAGACUUGGCGAAACUAUGCUCUCGUCCAAGUUUGUGGCAUCUUUGGGCCCAUGGUAGGCGGUCCCCUGGCAAAUGUUCGAUUCAUAGGACGACGUUAUGCCAUGAUUAUUGGGGCUCUGAUUACGAUGGCUUUUUUCUUCGCAUAUUCGCAGGUCUCGUCGCAAGAUGCCAACGUCGCCUACAGCUGCGUCAUUUCAUUCACGCUACAGAUUUACUAUGGCGUUUUAUACGGGUACACCUCGGAGGUACUGCCGGCGGCUCAUCGCGCAACUGGAAAUGGUAUUGCCAUCGCGUUUUGUCGAUUGGCCGGUGCUAUGUCUGCGGUUGUGGUGACAUACGCGAACCCGAAUACUACUGCGCCGGUUUUUAUUUGCGCCGCUUUGUAUGGAGGAUUAGCGAUCUGUGCUUUCAUGUUGCCAUUUGAGCCGUACGGGAAACGUGCUUCUUAG
Messenger RNA from Penicillium waksmanii, 1572 nucleotides. RefSeq names its product MFS transporter. The record is from RefSeq and is a predicted model, not a curated record. Lineage: Eukaryota; Fungi; Ascomycota; Eurotiomycetes; Eurotiales; Aspergillaceae. Gene Ontology annotation, biological process: transmembrane transport. Bases 1 to 1572 code for a protein of 523 amino acids. Gene Ontology annotation, molecular function: transmembrane transporter activity. The transcript has 4 exons.